AUGGUCUAUGCUUCUGCCAUCCCGGUGAAGGCUUACCUCAACGCGGGGAACCUGGAUGUGGCCUUUCAGGAGGAGGUUGGGCGUUUGGUGAUUGCCGCUCAGUACUUUGGCGCGCUGCGCCUGGCUGCCCUGGGCUCGAAACCUGGCACCCGCCGGAUCUUCCUGAUGCCUCUGGGAGGUGGUGUCUUCAACAAUCGGGCAGAGCUCAUCGUGGGUGCCCUGGCCACGGCACUGGAGCUGCUGGCGCUAGAGCUGGGCCGAGAGGUCUUUGCCAGGCUGGACAUUCGCCUGCUUGCCUUUCGAGGAAGUGCUGGGGAGCAGGAGCGCAUGAGCAAGCUCCUCGCCGCUCUGGUACCUGCCUCUUCGUCUUCCACGGCGGCCGCAUCAAAGACGCCUUCUGUGCCCUCCUGGCCUGCUGCGCCGCCUGCUGCGCCGCCUGCUGCGCUGCCUGCUGCGCCGCCUGCUGCUGCGCCUGAUGCUGCGCCUGCUGCUGCGCCUGCUGCGCCGCUGGAGUCCACUGAAGGCUUUGUGCGCCCUGUGGCGCCUGCGUCCGUGCCCUCUGCGUCCUUCGCGCCCGCUGCAGAACCUGCUGCGGCUGCAGAUGCGGCUGCAAGGCCGUGGCAGCUGAAGGGCAGGUCAACGUCAUUGCUGGAUGCGCUCUUAGACGACGACUGA
Effrenium voratum is the source of this 675-nucleotide messenger RNA. The record is from the annotation of a GenBank genome assembly. NCBI's taxonomy places the organism in Eukaryota, Dinophyceae, Suessiales, Symbiodiniaceae.